AAUAGUUGCAACAACCACAUAAUUUCUGCUAUUAUUUGCAAGACUUCUACAUAGAGUCUUUCAGUUGACCCAGCUAAGCAGAAAUGCCCCUAAGCUCCCCAAUUUUUUCCAACAUAUAUUUUUUUUUUCAAAAAAAAUAAUCAUAUAGGAGUGAACUUUUAACUAGAAUACAAAAAACUCAGUUGCCUGGAAGCAAUUUCAUCUUUGAUCUUUCAAGAUUUCUAUAAAAGAGUGAACUUUAAGCAGAAUUAGCAAAACCCCAUUUGCCUGAAAGCAACUUUCAUUUUGGGUGUUCAAGAUUUCAAUAAAAAAAAAGUGAUUUUUAAGAAGAAUUCAAGAUUUCAAUAAAAAAGUGAUUUUUAAGAAGAAUUCAAGAACCCAAGUUUCCCAAGAAGCAAUUUUUACUGUGAUUUUACAAGAUUUAGCUAUGAAGAAAGGAUCUUUUGCACCUAAUCUUAAACUCUCUCUUCCUCCUCCUGAUGAAGUUGCUCUCUCCAAAUUCCUGACUGAAUCAGGAACAUUUAAGGAUGGAGAUCUUCUGGUGAAUAGAGAUGGAGUUCGAAUUGUUUCGCAGAGUGAAGUUGCAGCUCCUUCAGUUAUACAGCCAUCAGACAACCAGUUAUGCUUAGCUGAUUUUGAAGCAGUAAAAGUUAUUGGAAAGGGAAAUGGUGGUAUAGUGCGGCUGGUUCAGCAUAAAUGGACAGGGCAAUUUUUCGCUCUCAAGGUUAUUCAGAUGAAUAUUGAUGAGUCUAUGCGCAAACAUAUUGCUCAAGAACUGAGAAUUAAUCAGUCAUCCCAGUGUCCAUAUGUUGUCAUAUGCUAUCAGUCGUUCUUCGACAAUGGUGCUAUAUCCUUGAUUUUGGAGUAUAUGGAUGGUGGUUCCUUAGCAGAUUUUCUGAAAAAGGUCAAAACAAUACCUGAACGAUUUCUUGCUGUUAUCUGCAAACAGGUUCUCAAAGGCUUGUGGUAUCUUCAUCAUGAGAAGCAUAUUAUUCACAGGGAUUUGAAACCUUCGAAUUUGCUAAUCAAUCACAGAGGUGAUGUCAAAAUCACAGACUUUGGUGUGAGUGCAGUACUAGCAAGCACAUCUGGACUGGCCAAUACCUUUGUCGGCACAUACAACUAUAUGUCUCCAGAGAGAAUUUCAGGAGGUGCCUAUGAUUACAAAAGCGACAUUUGGAGCUUGGGUUUAGUCUUGCUCGAGUGUGCAACAGGUCAUUUCCCAUAUAAACCACCCGAGGGAGAUGAAGGAUGGGUCAAUGUCUAUGAACUUAUGGAAACCAUAGUUGACCAACCAGAACCUUGUGCACCUCCUGACCAAUUUUCUCCACAAUUCUGCUCAUUCAUAUCUGCAUGUGUCCAGAAGCACCAGAAGGACAGACUGUCGGCAAAUGAUCUCAUGAGUCACCCUUUCAUCACCAUGUACGAUGACCAGGAUAUCGAUCUUGGAUCUUACUUCACUUCCGCAGGACCUCCAUUGGCAACACUUACUGAGCUAUAAUAGGUUUUCUACAAUGUCUUGCAACUGAUGGAAUUUCGGUCAAUAGCUUUUCCAGUCGCAACGUUGCAAAAAUUAGAAGCCUUUUAAAAGGCAUUGAGAAUCAAAAUGAAGCAGAUGAAGCCAUUAUUGUACUUUUCAAGUCUCCGGUAGGUAGCGUUGGGAGUGUAACUGUGACAUUUUCUACUAUGUAUGUGAUUCAAAUGGGAACAACUCCAGAUAUCCUUUUGAUAUGACUUACUUUUGACAUUAAUCCUUGGUGGUGCAAGUGUUUUUGGUUUACAAUUUGACUUCUACCUUUUAGCACAUGAAGUUGUUUAUUGUCAGUGUUGAACUGAAUGUAAAACUUUUAAGAUCCCAUUUCUCCUUAUGAGAUCAUUUUAGAGACCUAUCA
This is a messenger RNA of Solanum lycopersicum (tomato), 1892 nucleotides long. RefSeq names its product MAP kinase kinase (gene mek1). NCBI's taxonomy places the organism in Eukaryota, Viridiplantae, Streptophyta, Magnoliopsida, Solanales, Solanaceae. Gene Ontology annotation, biological process: MAPK cascade; protein phosphorylation. Gene Ontology annotation, molecular function: MAP kinase kinase activity; ATP binding. The record is from RefSeq and is marked validated.